Molecule: messenger RNA, 1303 nt
Organism: Coffea arabica (coffee)
Lineage: Eukaryota; Viridiplantae; Streptophyta; Magnoliopsida; Gentianales; Rubiaceae
Source: RefSeq, a predicted model, not a curated record
AUGCCCAAUGAAACGCUCGCCAAGCAUUUAUUUCAUUGGGAAAACCAGCCCAUGAAAUGGGCAAUGAGGCUGAGGGUGGCAUUGUACUUGGCACAAGCUUUGGAGUACUGUAGUAGCAAGGGAAGGGCAUUGUACCAUGAUCUUAAUGCUUACAGAGUCCUAUUUGAUCAGGAUGGUAAUCCUAGGCUUUCUUGCUUUGGCUUGAUGAAGAAUAGUAGAGAUGGCAAAAGUUACAGCACAAAUUUGGCUUUCACUCCUCCGGAAUACUUAAGGACAGGAAGAGUGACACCAGAAAGUGUAGUUUACAGCUUUGGAACCAUGUUGCUUGAUCUUUUGAGUGGCAAACAUAUUCCACCCAGCCAUGCACUUGAUCUCAUUCGGGGGAAGAAUUUCCUGAUGCUGAUGGAUUCUUGUUUAGAGGGUCAUUUUUCUAAUGAUGAUGGAACUGAACUGGUGAGGUUAGCCACCCGAUGUUUACAAUAUGAAGCUCGUGAGAGGCCUAAUGCAAAGUCACUUGUUACUGCUCUUUUGUCUCUUCAAAAAGAUUCAGAGGUUCCUUCUUAUGUUCUGAUGGGCAUAUCUCAUGGUUCUGCAAGCCCAGUGGAACCAUUGCUGUUGACACCUAUGGGUGAAGCUUGCUUGAGAAUGGAUCUCACUGCCAUCCAUGAAAUGUUGGAAAAGGCUGGAUAUAAGGAUGAUGAAGGAAUUGCAAAUGAGCUUUCUUUCCAGAUGUGGACAAAUCAAAUGCAGGAAACUUUGAAUUCUAAGAAGCAAGGAGAUGCAGCUUUUCGAGCAAAGGAUUUCACCACUGCCAUUGAUUGUUAUACACAGUUCGUUGAUGGUGGAACCAUGGUGUCACCCACUGUAUAUGCCAGACGCUGCUUAGCCUAUCUGAUGAGUGAAAUGGCACAAGAAGCUCUGGGGGAUGCUAUGCAAGCUCAUGUAGUAUCGCCCGAAUGGCCCACUGCCUUCUACCUUCAAGCAGCCGUCCUGUUCACCCUAGGGAUGGACAAUGAUGCUCAAGAAUCACUUAAAGAAGCCACAAAGUUUGAAGCAAAAAGGAACAAGAAUUAGAUGUGUAAAGGUUUGCUAUAUUGGUUGUCAAAAAUUCUUAAAAUUUCUUGUAUGUAUUGCCCAGUUUCUUUUGCAACUCAAGCGGGUAUCAGGGGAGGAAAAAAAAAUUUUAAAAAUAAAAAAAAUAUGGAGAGAAAAAAAAUCUGUUGGUGGUUUUUAAGUAUUGUUUGUUUAUUCCUGAGAAUUACUCCUGCAAUUUUGUAAAUGCAUUGAUUAUUACUUUUGACUC